This is a messenger RNA of Emiliania huxleyi CCMP1516, 618 nucleotides long. RefSeq lists its product as hypothetical. The annotation marks the transcript as partial. The transcript has a single exon. The record is from RefSeq and is a predicted model, not a curated record. NCBI's taxonomy places the organism in Eukaryota, Haptophyta, Isochrysidales, Noelaerhabdaceae.
GUGCACGAUGCGGGUGGCUCGCUCGAUUUUGGCGCACGCGACAGCCUCGCAGGUGCGCUCGAGCGCUCCAUGGAUGCCUUCGCCCAGUGGGAGAUUGAGGUGUGCUCUCUGGCGGUCCUCAUGUCGAAGAAGGGCUUUCGUGUGGUGGACGAGUCACGCCGGACCUUGGAACUGCUGCCGCCGGAGCGGUAUGGCGCGCUCUCCUACUGGGCCAAGUGGGCGUGCGGCAGCGCUCAGCUUGCGCUGGCCUCCAAGAUCUUCACGCAGGCUGAGCUCGAUGAGGUGCUCGGUGGCGCGACCGACGACGAGCGACCCAACGCGCCGCGCUUCUGCGGCGGCGAGGCAGUGCGGGUCCGUUCGGAGAAGGCCCGCGUGCGCUGGAGGCGGCCACACCUGCGCACUCCGGGCUACAUCCACGGCUCCGAGGGCAUCGUGGUCCGCGUCCAGGGCCCCUUUGCCAACCCGGAGGAGCUCGCGUUCUUCUCGCAAGGGCCGAAGAGGACCGACGCCUACCUGUACACCGUGCGCUUCUCCCAGCGGGCGCUGUGGAAACACUACGCGGGAGGCGCGGACGACUCGAUCGACGUUGACGUGUACGAGGGUUGGCUCGAAGAGGCG